CAACUCCUUUGGAAUAAGGCGGACCGUCUAGUCAGGGGGCGAUUUCAAUUAAAAUGUCCUCCGUGAAAGAGGAGAGUAAACAGUACAUGACAGUGAAGGAUUUGCAGAAAGUUUUGGACUCGUGCAAUCUACAGCUACAUCAAGUGGAUGAGGUUUGGCCCAACAUCUACGUCGGGAAUGUACACGUAGCCCAGAACAGGAGUGCUUUGCAGAAACUAGGUAUUACUCAUGUGUUGAACGCUGCCCAUUCCAAACGAGGCAGCAUUGGGGACCAAAGAUUUUACGGCAACGACAUCGUGUAUUGUGGCAUUCCCGCUGAUGACUCCACCUACUUUGACAUCGACGUUUACUUCAAACCUGCUGCCGAUUUCAUUCACAAGGCACUGAAAUCUCCAGAUGGCAAGGUUCUAGUGCACUGCAUCAUGGGCCUGAGCCGGUCCUCAACCUUAGUGCUGGCCUACCUCAUGAUCCACCGUCACCUCCCCCUCCGUCGGGCCCUGAAGAACCUGGUGGAGAAGAGAGCCAUCUACCCCAACCGCAACUUCCUGGCUCUGCUGCUGGACCUCGACCUGCAGCUGAAGAGAAAAGAAAGGGCGUGCGACAUCCUGUAAUCUGCCGAGACAUGCUUUGUAUGGAACUCUUUAUUCAGUGGUCAGUGCACACGAGAAACCCACAGCCUCUCCCUUAGUAACCAGGUGUCUGAGCACCACUGGGUACUAUGUUAUCUGCUGUGAGUACACAGAGCAACAGCAGCGGAUGAUAAGAACGCAUGAGGCAACACUUUGGAGGGCACACUGGGGCCAUGGACUGCCAAUGGACCGAAACUAUUAACAGGACACUUGACUAUUCACUUGUUGUUGGUAUUUAAUGUUCGCUGUGCUCAGAUGUUUUUGAUAAAUCAUAAAAUCGAUGCAGCUCAGAAGAGAAAAGACUGCUUCCUUUUUAGCCCUAACUCAAAAAACACCUCUUUUAUUAUUCAAGUUAACUGUUCAAACUUUUUACUGGGAUCAUUUAUGGUAUUGGAAGCAUGGCGAACAUCUGCCUUUGCCACACUAUGUAGUCAUUCACACAAUUCAAUUAACUUUAUUAUUCUUCAUUUGUGUGCAAGUGUCCCGCUCUUGGUUAAUCUUUCAGGGAAACAGACGGUGAAGACGGAAUCACUUUGAGACGAGUUUAAGAUGUUAACCUAAAAAGAAGAACAAUAAAGUUAAUGUAGAGAGACUGGGAGAAGGCAGACG
Gadus morhua (Atlantic cod) is the source of this 1238-nucleotide messenger RNA. RefSeq names its product dual specificity protein phosphatase family protein. Gene Ontology annotation, biological process: protein dephosphorylation; negative regulation of MAPK cascade. The transcript is spliced from 3 exons. Gene Ontology annotation, molecular function: MAP kinase phosphatase activity; protein tyrosine/serine/threonine phosphatase activity. Bases 54 to 611 code for a protein of 185 amino acids. Lineage: Eukaryota; Metazoa; Chordata; Actinopteri; Gadiformes; Gadidae. Gene Ontology annotation, cellular component: cytoplasm. The record is from RefSeq and is a predicted model, not a curated record.